AUGGCUUUGGCACAGUCUGACACUGACGGACAUUUACGUCACAAAGUGGGCAAAUCCAGCCAAGUGGAGAUGUCUUUACUUCUGCUCCUGGCAGCCGUUUUGGUCUUCAGCAUCUUCUUAUAUCAGAGGUUUGUCCGUGACAGGGACAGAGUGGCUGAGGAGGAUCUCGAAAGAAUCAAGACAACCGACAAGUGCUUGAAAGCGAUCCUGAAGAAUUUCAGCAUCCAGAAACUGGAGGAGAACAAAUUCCGCGGCAUCACCAAGAAGCUGCAGACCGCAUCUAUGGAGUUCAAAAGCAUCUCGUGCAGUGUUUUGGCCGGCAGCGAGCAGAGACCAAUCCUUGACGAGAUCACAGGCACCUUCGAGGCUUACCACCUCUCGGCCAUCAUGGGUCCCUCUGGCUGUGGCAAGAGCACCCUUCUUGAUGUUCUGACCGGGAAGAAGAAGACAGACUCCAAAUGGACCGUCAAAGGCGACAUCCUGAUAAACAGCCAGAAGAUCGACAUUGAGACGAUCAAGCCGAUCAUCGGCUUCGUCCCACAGGACGAUGUGGUCCAUGAAGGGCUGACUGUCCGUGAGAACAUCUUCUUCUCCGCAGCGAAGCGCAUGCCGGCUCACACCUCCGGUUCGAGGCUCCGGGCGAUCACGAAUGAUGUUCUGCAGGUGCUGCAGCUCGAGCCAAAGCAGAACUUGCUGGUCGGCAACCGAACUCGAACUGGAGAGGGCUUGAGUGGCGGCCAGAAGAAGCGUGUCAACGUGGGCAUCGAGCUGGCUGCUUGCCCGACGAUUCUGUUCUUGGACGAGCCCACCUCCGGCCUGGAUGCGACAGCUUCCUUGUUGCUUGUCCAGCAGCUCAAGAGGAUGGCAAGACUUGGUGUGACCAUCGUCAUGGUGAUCCAUCAGCCGCGCUAUGACCUUUUCACCUUGCUUGAUGACGUCUUACUGCUGGGAACUCUCGAAAAAAUGGGCGGUCGCCUUGCCUACAUGGGGCCGACCGUGCAGGCAAAGGAGCACUUCCAAGCCUUAGGUCUAGACAUGCCGGCGAAUUGGAAUCCAGCAGACUGGAUGAUGGAUAUACUUAGCGGCCAGAAUUUGGACCAGAGCAACUGCAGGAUUCCAAUGUCAGACAUACCUGCUGCGCUUUUCCGGAGGUGGAACGAAUUGCCCGCGCCGCAAGGAAAAACCAUCUUUCGUCGAGGAAUGAGUGCCUACGACAAGGCCGACAACGACGAAGAGUUCCAAAUGAUUCACCAACACUGCAAGGAUGCUUGGAGUGCAGUUGCGCCUCCACAUGUUCGACUUGAAGCAGACGGAUUUGCGCAGGUCCUCAAAAGUUGCCUGGGGGCGAUCCCAGAACCUGACAUUGUGAGCGAUAUCAUGAAGCGAGCAUCUUUGUACGAGACCCGGCACAACAGCAGCCUCUACCUGCACGACGCAUCUUCCGGGCAACAACCGUACAUAACCAUGCGAGCCUUCAGCAACUACUUGGUUUCCUUCAGAGGCCUUACUUUGAAGGAUGACGCGCGAAGAAGAGGACCGGCUGACACCACCGACACAGGCGACUCGUCCAGCUCAGGGAGUGAGGAUUCUGAGGACGAGGAGCGGUGCGGCAUCUGCCCUGGGUUUCUUCGAGACAAGUCGAAGCCACUCCUGGCUGAUGGGCUUCUGCGGACCCAGCCUGGGUUCUGCGGCCACUUGAGACGCACGAUGCAAACGUCUUUGUUGUCUUUCUGGCGAACCAUGGGCAUCAAAAUGCUAUUCCUGGUGGUUAUGAUAUUUGCCGCCGGAUUUUUAGGCGUAAUGGAUGUCCUGGUGUUCAAGACCCCGAGAUGGAGUCCAACUGGCUUCCUGAAUGUACAGAUUGCCUUGGCGCCGGGCGCCCACGGAACAGACUACAGAAAUUGUGCUGAAAUGCCCUUCAACGGGACAGUGGACGAGGAGGAGUUUUGCGAGCUGCCUCCCCUGCUGACCGGUCGCGAAGUGCAAGCAUUCCUUGAGCCCUUCGGGUUCUUGGCCAACACUCCGCUAGACUGGCAGAAGGGUCCACUUCCCGAGCUGCAGAUCAUCAUCGCCGGUCAUAACUCUUCUGGACGGCAUCUCUUCUACAAUGUCGAAUGCACCCUUUGGCGGGCAAGUCAUGCAGGUGCAGGUUAUGCACACAAGAAGGAGGACGCCGCUUUGCCCGCCCAACCAUGGUUGGCCUGGCGGGCAUCGAGACGGCUAGCCCACCUACGACAAGGGCUCCAUGACCUAGUGAAAAGUCAUCUUGGCAGCAGCUACAAGACCUACUUUUGCCACGACUCCGAGUUGCCAGGCGUGGAUUUCUUUGACCUUUCGAUCUCAGAAAACACAGAGAUCCCGGAGGAGGGCGCCGAGCGGUGGAAGCACAAGUACCCGCCAGAGGGCGGCUGGACCAAAACCUGCAACUGCCACUGCCCGGCCUCGAGGAUGACAGCGACAGCUGCGACAGCGGACGGUGAGAGUGACCAAGAGCGGAGCGCCGAUCCAAGAUCAGAGGAGGCUAAGAACUUCGAAUCCGAGACGUGA
Symbiodinium sp. CCMP2592 is the source of this 2547-nucleotide messenger RNA. NCBI's taxonomy places the organism in Eukaryota, Dinophyceae, Suessiales, Symbiodiniaceae. The record is from the annotation of a GenBank genome assembly.